AUGGCCGCCUUCGUGCGAGUGUCGGGCCCGCCGAAUGGCAAUUUUUUGAUCGGCUACCCCGGUAUAUCAGCGACAAUGCCACGUAUCGAGGGCAAGGUCGAGAUCAGGCCCAGCGUCGGCAUUACAGCCCCCGUCAAUGUGUCCCUUGUCACCAUAUCCCUCCAUCGCCGCGAGACAAUACAUCCCUCCGCCGAUUCUGUGACCAAGAAACACCUUGCGCCUCCUAGGAAAGAGAUUACCGAUAUUGUGGGCAAGGAGAUGCUCCUCUUCCGCUGCCCGGCCGGCCGAGAAUAUGAGGAAGUGAUAUCGAUGGACUUGCCAUUUGUCCUUUUCAUUCCAUUUGGGCGCGGUGGGCCGGAUGCCUCGAGGAGAGUUCCUCCAUCCAGCCUGCAGCUUCCCAGUCGCACUGCGGAAACGUUCUACGAGAUAGUGGUCAUGGUUCAGCAAGGACACUCGGACCAGAGGAAAUACACAUUCCCAGUACCCAUAUCACGAUACGACACUCUAUCCACAUUCGGAAUGUACAAUCGCCCCGAGUCAGCAGAAAGGGUAUCGGACCACCUAGUCACCUUGGGAAUAUCGUUGCCACGGUGGUCUUACGGCCCUCUUGAUCCUGUGAGCGUUUAUGUCAAACUAUCACCCAACCUCGACUGGAUUGGAAAAGCCCGAAAAGUCACGAUAAGCAAAAUAACAAUCGGGAUUGACGAGGAGAUUAUCUACAACCACGAGGGCGAUGAGCCACAGCGAAAAGUGAGAACCUUGACGAAGAGGACGGAAUCCAUUGGGGUCAAACUACCUCCCACGGGCUUUUUGACUCAUCUGGGCCUGGUCUUUCCGGCCAAAGAUCUGCGAGACUCGAAAGGCAUUCUCCCCAGAAGUGACGCGGCUUUUCCGACCUACGCAGUGAGCGGGUUCACGACUACUGCGAGCCUUUAUAAGAUCGAAUAUUAUUUAACAGUAAAGGCCCACUUGACUUCUGCAAGGGAUAUUGUCAUUCGACAACCGAUAGUUGUCUGUCCACUGGAUCAUGCGGGGUGCAAAGAGGAGAUGGAAGCUAUCGAACAGGCUGCUCGGGAAGCAGUUCAUGUAAAUCCGGAUAACCCCAUGCUACCCCUUCCUUCUAUCGUGCGACCCAGCGACCCCAACUCUCUUCGUCACCUGGGUGUGGCUAUUGUCGGUAACCAAAAGAAGCCUCUGAUAGACUGA
Molecule: messenger RNA, 1206 nt
Organism: Aspergillus sclerotioniger CBS 115572
Lineage: Eukaryota; Fungi; Ascomycota; Eurotiomycetes; Eurotiales; Aspergillaceae
Product: arrestin C-terminal domain-containing protein
Exons: 3
Coding region: 1-1206 (401 amino acids)
Biological process (GO): division septum assembly
Cellular component (GO): division septum
Source: RefSeq, a predicted model, not a curated record